Molecule: messenger RNA, 6049 nt
Organism: Salvelinus sp. IW2-2015
Lineage: Eukaryota; Metazoa; Chordata; Actinopteri; Salmoniformes; Salmonidae
Gene: xirp1
Product: xin actin binding repeat containing 1
Biological process (GO): actin cytoskeleton organization; actin filament organization
Cellular component (GO): stress fiber; focal adhesion
Molecular function (GO): actin filament binding
Source: RefSeq, a predicted model, not a curated record
AAACAUUCAAAUAAAGAACUCCGUCUUUGAUGCCACCUGACUUUACUGCCAGUCCAAUCAGAUGCGGAGGUUGCCUAAGGUAUCGCCAUGGAGACGAUGUACACCCUGAGGAAGAGCCAAUCACUGAGGAGCCUGUCUGGAUCUGGGGUUCAGGAGAGGUCAUGGGAAACAUCAAAGUCCUCUCUCUGGGAUAACAAGAAGUCUGUCUCUCAGCUCGUACAACAGUACCAGAGCUGUGUGGAACUAAGCACUUCUGAAACCAAUGAAGAAAAGAUAAAGGCCUCAUUCAGUUCCUCCAGAGAAGAGACGCCAGUAGGCCUCGUUUCUCCUUGGAGGAGGUUAGCGAGCCGGGGGGACCGGGUGGACCGCCUGGGUACUGACUCUGGUUCUUUCCUGCUGUCUCGGAGUCGCUCCAUGGACCAUCUUCCCCAGCGGGACCGAGCUCCGGAGGGGACCAGUGCCCUGCGAGCCCUGUUCGAGUCCAAAGCCACCCUGCUAGAGGACUUCUACAGCUCCCCUGGGCUGAAUGUAGCUUCUCCAGCAAGCAGGGUGGUGGCAGGGAUUCAGUGUAGUGAGAAGGAGAAAGAUCGCCCUCUGGGGGCUAGGAGGGGUUACAGCACUGAAGGGACUUAUGGGAGGAAGGACAACAGUCAGAGCGAGAGGAGGAAGACCAUUAGCGGUGUCCCAGAGUCCUCCGUCAGGGGUUCCAGAAUUACAACACCGGAUGACAAGAGGCGUCUCCAGCUGAGUUAUAGAGACACCCCGUCAAGACAAGGUCGAGACAGAGAGAGGACCUCCGGCUCAGUGAGAGACAGAUCAGCUCUAUACCUGUCAAGAGUAGCAGCUGCCGAAUMCCCGGGAAGCUCCACACACACAAAAUCCAGCAGUUCCUCAGGAAAGAAGACUACAAGCAGCAAGAUGGCCGAGAUAGCCCCAAAAAACACAGUUUCAGAAGCAUSUCACGAGGAAGAUGACCUGUCUCUGCCUCCACCUCCCCCUAUCCCACCCAGACCUCAGAACCAUGAAGAGUCCCCAGCAACAGGUGGCCCCAACCAAGCCUUCAUCCCCGUGCCGCCACCAAAGGAAACCUUCUCGACAUUCUACCAACAGCGACAGAAGAAUGAGCUGAAAAGACUCUUCAAACACAUUCACCCAGACCUGAGGGAMAACAUCAAUGAUGUAGUCGAUGAUGAGCUGGUUGCGGCGAUGCAAUCUGGAGGUGCCCAGACUGCAGCGGAUGCAGGUUACCAGGGCGAGGUCCAGUCCAUGAGGUGGAUCUUUGAGAACUGGACCCUGGACAACAUUGGGGACCACCCCCACAUGACCAAGAAGCUUCUGGAAGAUGAGACUCUUCAAGGCGGUGAUGUCAGAGGAACAUCCUCCAUGUUCGAGCACUGCAUGGUGGACGGAACCCAACAGUUUGUCCAAAGGCAGAGUUCAGUCCRAGGGGAUGUCCGGACAUCGACGUGGCUGUUUGAGACCCAGCCCAUGGAUACACUCAACAAACUCAAGCCAGAGGAGGGCGAGCUGGUCGAGGCUGUUCUCAAGGAACCGAUUCAGAUCGGAGACGUGAGAGGAGCUCGGCUGCUCUUCGAAUCCAAGCCACUGGACGCCUUAGGYCGUUGUAGCUCUGUAGAGGACCAGAGCUUCCUCAAGCUGAAGUCAGAGCUCCAGGAGCAGAAAGGAGAUGUGAGGAAGACAGUGAAGCUCUUCCAGGCCGAUCCUUGCUGCGCCCUCAGAGACGCAAGCGGCAACAUCCACAAGAUUAAGUCCAUCUGCAGAGAGGAGAUCUGUAGCAGCAACAUUAGCACGGCACGCUGGCUCUUCGAAACUAAGCCUCUGGACAUCAUCAACAAGGGGACAUCCGGGAUGCAGAUAAUCCGGGGGAUAUCGCUGGAGGAAGGGCAGAAAGGAGGGGUGGACAGGAAGAGAUGGAUGUUUGAGACUCAGCCAUUCAACACCAUCCGGGAGGAGGGCAUAGAAGACCGGUUUCAGGGGACAGUGGUCGAAGUUGUGCCUGACGCUGAUGUUGGGAACAAACUAAAGAUGUUUGAGACCCAGCCCUUGGCAGCACUGAAAGGAGACUCCACAGAAGUAACUCUGGAGAAGGAGGAGAUACUUGGAGGAGAUGUCAAAUCCUCCCUCUGGCUCUUCGAAACACAACCCAUGGAAACAUUGAAGGAACACUAUGAAGUUGGGCAUUUGAAGAAAGUGAUCCUCUCCACUGAUGAACAAGGAGAAGUUAAAGGCAAAAAGCACAUGUUCGAGAACUACAACAUUAGAAAAGAGACCUUAGUCGGAGCAGAAAUCCCAAGUAAAGAUCAUGAGAUUGAGAAGGGUGACGUUAAAUCAUACAAGCAUCUCUUCGAAACAAUUCCCCUUUGCAAUAUCACCCAAUCUCAGGAGGAAGUGCUGAACGGAAAUACAGAAAACCACAUCACGGCAGGAGAUGUGAAAGGAAACAGAACGCUCUUCGAGACAACACCAUUAUAUGCGAUCAAAGACUGCUCUGGGAAUUUCCACGAGGUCACAACUGUCAACAGAGAGGAGUCCAUCAAAGGAAGUGUCCAAAAUUACAAGUGGAUGUUCGAGACCAAGCCCAUUGACCAGUUUGAGGAGGGAAAGAAGAAUGUUGAGGUUAUCAAAGGAAUCACCAGGCAGGAGGAUAGGUCAGGAGAUGUCAAGAUGGCCAAGUGGCUCUUUGAGACACAGACCAUUGAUGGCAUCCAUUCCAAGUUCAACCAGUCAGAGCAGCAGCAGAAUUCAACAGAGCAACAGAAGGAGACUAGGAAAGGUGAUGUCAAGACCUGCAAGUGGCUGUUCGAGACUCAGCCUAUGGACAUUUUGUACGACAAAUCAGAAAAGAUCCCAGAUAAAGAAGAAGAGAUUGAGAAUACCAAUGUGAAGUCUGUCACUUGGCUUUUUGAAUCACAGGCUCUGGAUAGCAUUAAAGACAGUGAGGAGCAAAGUUUUAAAUUAUGCAGUACCGUUCAGGAUGGUGUCAAGGCUGAGGUUGGUGUGAAAACAGUGAAGCACCUUUUCGAGACAGAGACUUUAGAUAGGAUAAGGAAGGACACAGACACAGAGCAAGAUGUUAGAUAUGUCAGCGAGUUGCAUGUCCAGUCUGGUGAUGUCUCUAGGGUAAAGGAGAUCUUUGAGUCCAAGUCCUUAGAUGAAAUAGGUUCAGAGUCUAUAAAAGUGUGUAAUGAAGACGAAAGCAUUCAGAAAGGAUCCGUGCGUAAAUGCACCUGGCUUUUUGAGAACCGUCCCAUCAACACGAUAAACGACAAAGAGGAAAAUGGCCCAGACAUGCAUUGUGUCAACGACAUGGAGGGUGGUGACGUCCACAACAAGAAGUUCAUYUUCGAAACAUUCUCUCUGGACAAGAUCCAUGACAAAGAUCAGUUUCUGGAACACAGGUCGGAAUCUGUGGAAAAGCCAGUGAGCAAUGUCGAUGUCAAGUCCAGCACCAUGCUAUUUGAAUCCCAGCCACUGUACGCCAUUAGAGACAAGGAAGGCCAGUUCCACGAGGUUACCACAGUCCAGAAGGAGGAAGUGAUGAGUGGCGAUGUGAGAGGAGCUCGGUGGAUGUUCGAGACGAAGCCCCUCGAUGCCAUCAAGGCGGAAAAGGAGAUCUACGUKAUCCGAGCUGUCACCCAGGAAGAUGUGAAAAAGGGUGAUGUCAAGUCAGCCAGGUGGAAGUUCGAGACCCAGCCUCUGGACUCCCUAACAGCUAAGGAGGAAGACGAGGAACCCACAGUCAAGGUUGUGGAAGACUUCGGAAACCGAAAUGUGAAGCUCAACAAACAGCUCUUCGAGUCUGACCAGUCAGCCAGUAAGAAGUAUGUGAGGAUGGUUAGUGUGACAGAUGUUCAGCAAGGCGAUGUCAGGACGUCCACCUGGCUCUUUGAGAACCAGCCCAUCGACAGGCUGAAGGGAGAGCCAGAGGAGCAGGGCCCUGUCCAGACGGUCCACAGAGAAGACAACCACAAAGGAGAGGUGAAACGCUGCACGUGGCUGUUUGAAUCCCAGACGCUGGACAAGAUCAAGGAUACUGAAUCCAAUAUGAAUGCAACACAGGUCGUUGAGGAGGAGAUCCCAAAAGCAGAUGUGAAGAGCACAACCUGGCUGUUUGAGACCACACCCUUAGACAAAAUUGUCACAGUUGAAAGUGUGAUUGACACGCUGUCUCGUCUACAUCAGCUUGAAUUCAUCCACUCAAGUGGAAUCUUAAUAGAGGCAAAAGAGAUCACAAACGUCAACAUGGUUAAAUACCAAUUUAUUAAAACUGAGGGAGCACAGAUUCAGAAGGAGGAGAUAGUUGAAGGGAACAUCAGAAACAUCAUGCUACAGUUAUUGUCCAGAUCGACRCGGAAGCCCCAGAUCACUCUUCUAAAAGAGGUAGAACAGGGUAAAGUUCAGACAACAGUAUUAGAAGUCGCAGUCAAUCAGCCAGCAUCAACGAACCAAGACAAAGAUCAAAGUAUACAGAAACUCAUCGAAAGCUUGCUUGUUCAAGAUAAGCUGAUGAAGAAGGGGAUCGUCAUGCAGGAAUCUGAGGGAGGACAUGUAGAGAUGACUGUUUACUCCCUUCAUUGUCAAACUAAAAUGGAUAGUCAAGACAUUACAAGGGGAGAUGUGAAGUCAACUAUAGGCAACCUGUUAGCUACUGCUAACAAUCAGAGGACAACCGCUUCAUGUAGACUAGAUGAAAAUGAAAAGGGAAAUGUCGACUUAUACAGGAGUUGCAUAGAGAAAGGAGAUCUCCAAAAACUGAAGAGUCUUCAAAUACAGCAAUCAGAAUUGGAUGAACUUGACCUCAUGACAAAGGAACAGAUUGAGAUUGUGCAAGGCGAUGUGAAGGAGGCGAAGAAAAAUCUUCAGAAACAGAAGGAUCAAGUGGAACGUACCAUUUCAGACGUCUUACCAGGGGAUGUGAAGAAUGCCAAAAGAGUCUUUUCUACAGAGGGUUCCAUUGACCUUAGUGUUGAAAACUGUAUUUCUAAAGAAGAGAUCAUCCGUGGGGAUAUCUCCUCAGCUAAGCAGCAACUUGCUUUAAAACAGACUCUCUCUAUGGAAAAGGAGGAAAUCGUGGCCGGUGACAUCAAAGCUACUCUGCAGUCUUUAGAAAGAGCAAAGCAACAGAGUAUGCACUUGGAACGCGAUAUCAUAACCCCRGGAACUAUCUAUGACAUGGAUCUAGCAACACAGGGGCCGGAAUCAGAGGGAAACCAGACACAGAAAGAGGAAAUUGUAUCGGGAGAUGUGAAGGCAGCGAAGCAGUCCCUUGAGCUGGCAAAGAACCAGAGUCUAUGUGUGGAGCGUGACAUCAUCGUGCCAGGAAAAAUAUACAAUGUCAACAUCUCAUCUCAAGAACAGAGCUCCACGACAGUGAGGCAGUCUGCGUCUUCGUCAACCUCCAGAAGCCAGCGGAUCACGACGACUUUCCGAAAGUAACUCUUGGCGAACCGCCAGCCAGCGCAGCACAGACUUCAGCAACUGUCACUUUCACAAAUCUUGAUGAAAACCCCAAAACACCCUCCACUGAAGCCCUAAGGCCACCUCCACUUCCACCCAAAGCAAAUGAAAAAACACAAUACCAGAAGCCGGCUCUACCACCAAAACCACAACGCUCAAAACAAACACCCARCGACGCAACAGAGAAUACCGCCCCUCCUCCAAAAACACCUAGCCCGAUUAAAGGUAACCAGCAAAACCCAGUCAUUCCAAAAACGAAACCAGGGAACCCAUCUCCCCCUCCUCUGCCUCAGAAACCUUCAUCAAAUAGACAACAAACCACAAAGGACUCACAACCGGAAUGUAUUAAUAAAGCAAAGCAAUACUCACCUCAGGCCAGUGCUACCAAUAACAUCCCAGCCGAGUACAAAAAGUCAGUUCAGCUUGAGCAAAAGAGGGAACAGAAAAACAUUGGAACAACAUUGGCAGUUGAUCAUCGUUUGGCCGUGUCAAAUGGCACUGAAAACGAGAUGGACAGAAACGUAAUACAGAAAAUCAAUGCAGCAAAAGAGAUUCGAAUGUGCAUGCAGAG